Anastrepha ludens (Mexican fruit fly) is the source of this 3349-nucleotide messenger RNA. RefSeq names its product abl interactor 2. The record is from RefSeq and is a predicted model, not a curated record. Gene Ontology annotation, biological process: protein transport to vacuole involved in ubiquitin-dependent protein catabolic process via the multivesicular body sorting pathway. Lineage: Eukaryota; Metazoa; Arthropoda; Insecta; Diptera; Tephritidae. Gene Ontology annotation, molecular function: protein binding. Gene Ontology annotation, cellular component: ESCRT-0 complex. The transcript is spliced from 4 exons. Bases 842 to 2680 code for a protein of 612 amino acids.
CAACUCAAAGAAAAGAUAGCGGAUAGAAAAACGUCCGAAAAAUUUGCAACUUUUAAACGAGAUAUGAACGAAAGUGUUAAAGUGUUAAAGUGCUGGCGAAGCGGAAGUAUAAAAAUGUUAUAGGAACGAAUAAAAACAUCUAUUAAACCUGUAAAAUUGGAAAUCUCAUAAAAAUAUACAUAUUCGGGUUACUAAGUAGUUAAGCAAAAUAUAGUUGAAAUUGUGAAUCGCAAUUUACUGUGAAGUUUAGAUGUACAAUUUGCUCUGCCCUUGUUUUUUAUGCAAUCCGCAUAUUUGUGAAUCGGAAAGUGUAGUUUUCUAUAUGCGUUUGGAAUUUCCUUAAAAAUAUACGCGUGAUAAAAUUUAUAUGUAGUGCAAGCAGAAGGCGAGAAGUAAUUAUCAUAAAAGUGUAGGAAAAAGAAGAGUUACUCUACAUUUGUUGAUUUGCAUUAUUUCCAUUACUAAAUAAAAACAUUCGCGAAAGCUAAUUGCAGCGUUUGUACGGCAGCGCCCUUUCAAUAAACGUUUUUUGUUUUGCCUGCUGCUGGCGCAAUAUCUGCUGCAGCUGUUCGCUAAGUGGGUUUAGAUAAGAGCGAGCGGGCAAAGGGACGUCAAAAAAUUGUGUAUUUCAUGUUUAGUCAGGCUUGACUGUUAGCAGAACCAAAGCAGGAAAAAAUCUUUCAAACAAAUAUAUCUUGACGGACAGAUUGCCAUUUAGCACAUUUUUCCGUGAACCUUUUAAAAGAAAUUUUUCGCUCCUGAAGCAACGCAUCCAUUGCCAUUAGCAGCAAAAAUAUAACAGCAACACUUCCACCGUCGCUUUGUACCUUGCCGUGGUAGCAUGACCAUCCCGUCGAGGCCAGCGCCUGCGCCACCGGUAGCGCGCGGUCAAAGUGCUGCCGCCGGUGCCAACGCCAGUAUCGAACAGUUGCGCUUACAACUACAACAACAGCAUCUGCAGCAACAACAAAAUGGCGGUGUUCAGAAAUUGGCUAUUAGUCUGCCGCCACCACCGAAGGGUCCUUCCUCAGCCAUAUCCAUGGCCAAUCGUAAUAACAGCAUUAGCAACAACAACAACUAUAACAGCAAUCAGUCGGCGAUAACACGAAAAUUUCCACAAGCACGCUACACGCCCACCACCAAUUGGGAUGAUGAUCCAUUUGGUGCCAACGCGGCAUCCGCCGUAAAUUCUUCGAAUGGCAAUCACAGGAAAGUACCACCGCCACGUCCGCCCCCACCUAAAGUGCAGGUGAAUGGUCGCAAAGCGCCGCAACCGCCCUCCGCACACUCAACAAAGUUGCUAAGUAAUAUUUUUAGGAGCAAGAAAAGCGUUAGUAGUAGCAUCAAUAAUAAUAACAAAGCAAGUAAAGUGUACGGUGUCAGCAGUGGUGUUUAUGCCGCUAACAGUACUACAGUUACAACAACAAGUAACAACAGCAACAGCAGCACAAAUACCUGGAGUGCCAUGUCCUCUACGACAAAUGGUAGCAACAGCGCUAACAGUUGGCACGCAAACUGGAAUAACAGUUACUCUUCCACAUCACUCACGUCAUUGGCUACUGGAAAUAGCAGUGCUACUGCCGGUGUCUCAGGAGUGUCGGAAGCCCAGCUUAUUAGUUUCGACUCGCCGCCAAGUUCUCCAACAUUCACACAAAAAUCGAAUAGUGACUGUCUGAGCGUCGAUAGUUUCAGCUCCGAUUCAAAUUUCAGUUCACCACACAAUGGCAGCGUCUCUCAACCGGAAAGUGGUUUCGAGGAUGAUUUCAAUGCACGUAGCCGUCCAGCUACCACUAGUCCGCUCGAUCCAUGGGAAGCCUUCGAUAGCGGUUUCAACACUGCUGCCGACACUAUUUAUGGAAGUUCAGCUGCAACGAGUAGCAUCGGUACGGCGCCAGUACGCAAUCUCAACACUAUCAACUCACGCAUCCAGUUAAGUAACGACAAUCCACUUUGCAAUGGCAAAAGUCUUUUACCUCCCACGCCCGCACUUAUUGCGCCAACGAUUAUCAAACCGAAAGUGUCGCAAAAGACACGUGCACCCAAGCCGCCAAUGCUGCCGAAACCACAGCUCGCAAAUGGCGGUCAAAAUUCACCACCAACGCCACCAUCGCCACCAAUGCCACUGUGUGCACCACCACCGCCACCGAAUGGUGUUACAUUGUUAGACGUAAUAUCGGGCAAAGCGGAUGCACUACAGCUGGAAGGGGGUGUUUGCGGAGGGUUAGGAUUUGGCAAUGGUGGGGAGGAAACUAAGCCAUAUGGCGUGGCGUUAUACGACUUUGAUGGCGUCGAAGAGGGUGAUCUUAGUUUUAGGGAAAACGAGAAAAUCUAUAUAUUGGAACAAAUGAGUGCCGAGUGGUAUCGUGGGCGUACGCGUUCUGGCUGUGAAGGCAUUUUCCCAAUAAAUUAUAUCGAUGUGAAAGUGCCAUUGGAGGAAACAGCGCCAACGUUGACCGCUAAUAGUAUGCAGCAAACCGCUAAAAGCACGCCGCUGCGUGUUCGUUGUCUCUACAAUUUUCCAGCCGAAUACGAGGGUGAUUUGGCAUUAAAGGAGAAUGAAAUGGUGUCCAUACUUUAUAAAAUCAAUGAAGACUGGCUUUACGGUGCCAUUGACGGCCGAGAAGGACAAUUCCCAGCGAAUUUCCUCGAGUAUUUACCCGCCAAUAUACCCAUGGCAUAAGCAGUGGACUCAAAGCAAAUCCUUUACAUUUUGCACGUCCUACUUGAAAAUUGAAAUGUACUUUCGUAUUUGUGUCCAUCCCGCACACCAUAUUAUUACAUUUACCUAUUUGUCCAAAGUACUAUGCACUCACAAUAUGUAUAUUUAGAUUACCUAUAAUAACAAAUUUUCCACUAAUAAAGUACCUAGAUUUUGUAUUUUUUGUUUUGUAAUAAAUGUGUUCGCUAAUCGGUGAGCGGUGAGCUGUAAUGUGUCUCGAAAAACUUGAAUGUUUGAAAGUGUGGCAGUGGAUUGCAACAUGGAAUUGAAUUUGGUUUAGAAUUUGUGUCUAUGUGAUUAUAAAAACCGUUUGAUAUACAUACAUACAUACAUAAAAACAUACAUUUUUGAUAGAAAGUAAUUUAUAGCGAUCACAGUGAUGUGCACUUGUAAAUCACUAAUAUGAAAAUGCGAUAACUGUAAAAUUCACAUAUAUUAAAUGUUUGCAUAUACCUUUGAUGUACAUGAGCUUUUUGAUUUAGUAUUUAAUUAAAUGCACUAUAAUGGUACAUGUUUGUAAACGUAAUUAUAUAUAUUUGGGGGAAAAAAAUCCAACAAUGUAAUUGUCAUAUCAGCUGAAAAAUUGAAUUUUUUAACGCUCGGUUGCAAGAAGUACUAACUAAAUUGCUU